AUGUCCCCGCCGCGGGAGUACGCGAUGGGCGACCCGGAGCCACAGACGAUCAGCAAGCGCGCGGACGGCGGAUACGUGCAAGCCGCGUACUUCACCAACUGGGGCAUCUACGGCGCGAACUUCCAGCCAACGAACAUCACGCCGAGCGACCUGACGCACAUCAUGUACGCGUUCGCGGACGUGUCUCCCACCACGGGCGAGAUCGCGCUCACGGACUCGUACGCGGACGAGCAGAAGCACUACCCCGGUGACUCGUGGGAUGAGUCUGGGAACAACCUGUAUGGGUGCUUGAAGCAGAUGUAUCUGCUAAAGCUCGCGAACCGGAACCUCAAGGUGCUCCUCUCCGUCGGCGGCUGGACAUAUUCGCAGGACGGCCACUUCAGCUUCGUCACGAACUCUUCGCUCCGCUCGGCCUUCGUCUCUUCCGCGACGUCGUACAUCGAGAACUUCGGGCUCGAUGGGCUCGAUAUCGACUUUGAGCUUCGCCAGCUUGCUCACGGGCUCCGCACGGCGUUCGAUGCGCUCGCUCAGAGGAAGGGCGAUAGCACGCCCUAUCAGAUCACUGUCGCGUCACCCGCGGGGGAGCCCAACUACCAGUACUUGGACGUGCCCACGAUGGACGCAGCAAUCACGUAUUGGAAUAUCAUGGCGUACGAUUACGCUGGAUCGUGGCUCAAUAUCACUGCGAACCAGGCAAACAUUUACGAUGCCUCGCUCACAAAUGUCAGUACGGACAUCGCCAUCAAGUGGUACCUCUCGCAGGGCGCGACCGCGAGCAAGAUAACCAUGGGCAUUCCGCUGUACGGCCGUGCGUUUGAGAACACGACCGGUCUCGGCGCGCCCUACAACGGAGUGGGGCCGGGUACGAUCCAAGCGGGCAUCUACUCUUACGACACGCUCCCUCUCUCGGGUGCAUCCGUGUACAAUAACUACACGUCGGUCGCGUCGUACUCGUAUGACUCCUCCAAGGGAGAGUUUGUCAGCUACGAUACGCCAGAUAUCGCGAAGGCGAAGGCGCAAUACGUCAUCAGCAAUGGCCUCGCGGGUUCCAUGUUCUGGGACCUCAGCACGGACAAGACCGGCUCGGACUCGCUCGUAUACACUACGAGCCAGGUGUAUGGAGGCCUCGACCAGACGCAGAACCACAUCGACUACUCCGACAGUGAGUGGACGAACAUCGCGGAUAACAUGAGUGGGGCCUCGUCCACGGCGACCGCGUCCAGCACAGCCACUGCUAGCACAACAGUCUCGAGCACGAGCAGCCCGACGACACUGGCAGCGCAUGGAGGCGUCUGCGACGUACACGCAGGAGACGAUGUUACGUACAACGGCGAUCUCUGGUCAGCACAGUGGUGGACCAACGGCGAUACCCCGGGCGGCUCAGCUGGUGUCUGGGUGGAUGAGGGUGCGUGCUAG
This is a messenger RNA of Fomitopsis serialis, 1416 nucleotides long. Its product is annotated as glycoside hydrolase superfamily. Gene Ontology annotation, biological process: chitin catabolic process; carbohydrate metabolic process. The transcript is spliced from 9 exons. NCBI's taxonomy places the organism in Eukaryota, Fungi, Basidiomycota, Agaricomycetes, Polyporales, Fomitopsidaceae. Gene Ontology annotation, molecular function: chitinase activity; chitin binding; carbohydrate binding. The record is from RefSeq and is a predicted model, not a curated record. Gene Ontology annotation, cellular component: extracellular region. The coding region runs from base 1 to 1416 and encodes 471 amino acids.